CGGAGCAGGCGCCGGAAGUGCCUGCAUAGCGGGCGGCGGCGAGCGGUGGCCGUCGGAGCGGGCCGGCGCCAUGGUGGAGGAAGUCCAAAAGCAUUCUGUGCACACACUUGUGUUUAGAUCUUUGAAGAGAACUCAUGACAUGUUUGUAGCUGACAAUGCCAAGCCUAUACCAUUAGAUGAAGAAAGUCACAAAGUAAAGAUGUCAGUCAAGCUGCGUACGGAGUAUGGGUCAGUGUUGCACAUGCCCACCCUGAAAGAAAAUUUGAGAGAGAAAGCAGGCUCAAACACUGGGGAUCCUUAUGGACAUAAACAAUAUUCUGGAAAUCAAGGACAAGAACUUGAAUAUAUGAUAACUGGUACACACCCAUACCCACCUGGGCCUGGUGUGGCACUAACAGCAGAUACUAAGGUCCAGAGGAUGCCUAGUGAAUCUGCAGCUCAGUCAUUAGCUGUGGCACUUCCUCCUUCUCAGUCCAGGUUGGAUGCGAAUCGGACAGCUGCUGGUGUGGGUGACAUUUACAGGCAUGCUGGAAUGUCUGAGCGGCCGCAGGCUCCUGGCGUGCCCAUGGCUGUGAUGGAAGCUGGAGGAAAUAAAAAUUCUGCAUUAAUGGCAAAGAAAGCUCCAACCAUGCCUAAACCUCAGUGGCAUCCACCUUGGAAACUGUACAGAGUUAUCAGUGGUCAUCUGGGCUGGGUGAGAUGCAUUGCAGUAGAACCAGGAAAUCAAUGGUUUGUUACUGGCUCGGCUGACAGAACUAUAAAGAUUUGGGACCUUGCUAGUGGCAAAUUAAAAUUGUCUUUGACGGGACACAUCAGUACUGUACGAGGGGUGAUAGUGAGUGCAAGAAGUCCAUACCUGUUUUCUUGUGGAGAAGACAAACAAGUGAAAUGCUGGGAUCUUGAAUACAAUAAGGUUAUCAGACAUUAUCAUGGUCACCUAAGUGCUGUCUAUGGUUUAGACUUGCAUCCAACAAUAGAUGUAUUGGUAACAUGUAGCAGGGAUUCAACAGCGCGAAUAUGGGAUGUGAGGACAAAAGCCAGUGUGCACACACUGUCAGGACACACAAAUGCAGUUGCAACAGUGAAGUGCCAGGCUGCAGAACCACAAAUUAUUACAGGCAGUCAUGAUACUACAAUAAGGCUCUGGGAUUUGGUGGCAGGAAAAACUCGUGUCACUUUAACAAACCACAAGAAAUCUGUAAGAGCAGUUGUACUACAUCCAAGACAUUACACAUUCGCAUCUGGUUCUCCAGAUAAUAUUAAACAGUGGAAAUUCCCAGAUGGAAACUUCAUUCAGAACCUCUCUGGUCACAAUGCUAUUAUCAACACACUGACUGUAAAUUCAGAUGGAGUUUUGGUCUCGGGAGCUGAUAAUGGUACUAUGCAUCUUUGGGACUGGAGAACUGGAUAUAAUUUCCAGAGAGUACAUGCAGCUGUACAGCCAGGUUCUUUGGACAGUGAAUCAGGAAUAUUUGCUUGUGUUUUUGAUCAGUCAGAAAGCAGACUGCUAACUGCUGAAGCUGAUAAAACCAUAAAAGUAUACAAAGAAGAUGAUACUGCGACUGAAGAAACUCAUCCUGUCAGCUGGAAACCAGAAAUUAUCAAAAGGAAGAGAUUUUAAUAUGGCUACACACGUAUGCUAUAAUUUUGUUGGCUUUCCUGAAAGUAUUCAGUCACAUUAUGUUCUGCCUAAAACAGCAGAGCAGGACCUCAGCUAAAGUCAUUGCUUUUUCAACAUGUUUUAUAAUAAAUUUUAUUUCUCCUUGUUUUGACUUUUUUUGGUAUGAUCCCAGCACACAAGUUGCAACUGUUAACUCUUCUGCUUUUUAGAACACAUAUAGUUCAUGAAAAGGAUAGGUGGUUACUUGAUUUUAUACAUACACUGAGUGUAAGUCUAAAAAUACUGUGUUGAGCCAGGUUUUGUGGAAGACCUUUGCCUGACUGCAAAAGAUAAUUGCAAAUUCAUGCAUAGAGACCAUCUACUGGCAAUUUUUUGAGUAAUAUUUUUAAAUUGUAGGCUACUAUUCUUUAUAGUAUGUAUGCUAAGUAUCUACUGUAAUAGAACAGUAUAUGUACUAAAUUAUGUAAUAACAGAGUAAUUAAGGAAGAAGCAGAACUUUAUUGUAAUGUAGUUUGCUUAGUAAAAGUACUCACUGAGCAUUGGUGGAGUUCUGUUAUUGGAUUAAACUGACUUUCAAAGCACUUCUCUCCCUAGGAAAGUUUUCUUGUGCAAUUCCUCAUCUUCCCUGAUCUCAUUUUUGGGGUGGACCUUCUAUAACAAGGGCCAUUGUCAAAUCGUAAGGUUUACAGUGAUCACCAGGUUAGGACCAGUUGACUUAUCUUAAGUCAACUCUUUUAUUUUCUCCAAAUAUCCCAAGCGUGUGUUAUGUUAGGUUAUAGGAAUCUUUUGGAACUACUCUAAAAGGAAAAGCUCUUAAGUCAUUCUAGUCUUAAUUGUAUUUGUGGCUGCCUCCCCACUGCCUUAUUAAGGAUUUAAAACGUGUCACUGAAAGAUGAUUCAUAUUCCUGAAGGGGAAAAACUUUCAUUCCGUUUGCAAAACUGUCAUAUAAUAGACAAUAAACGUAAGCCUCCUUGCUGCAGCUCCUCUGUGAUGCUAGUGCUGUGCUGAAGCACUUUCCGUUGGGCAGGCGGCAAGCAGGAGUCAUUCAGCCAUUGAGCUGUCGGCACCUUUGCUAACGUUGCUCGUAGCUGCAGUGGCGAGUUUCUUGCUGGGUAAACAAUGAGAGUUGUUUUGUGGCCACUGGAUUGGUAGUAACCACUUCUACUUUCUGCCAGCCUGACAUCUCUUUGCAAAAGUGAAUUAUGUUAGAGAAAUCCCAUAGUUUGCUGCCAGUGCCUGGAACCCCCUAUUUCAGAUACUUGCAGUGUAACUUACCAACAGCUAGUAAAAAAGUGUUGUUCAUAUUACAAGAUUUAGUCUUAUUUUUUAUGGUACGCAGGAAUACUCUUGUAUACGUCCUUUAAAUACUGUACUUAUAAAUAUUUGACAGGAUCUUUUUAAAACAGGCCAUGAUGCAUAAAUAACUGAAUUUUGGUUGACAGCUAGUGUCUAAAACAUCUUCACGAAAUGUCGUAUUUACACACAUGGGCUUGUUUAUUGCAGUUCUCUAGCAUGUGUUAAGUUUUGCUUUUCAGAUUACUGUAUUUCAGGACAAAAUAACAAAGAAAAUGGAACUGGUGAUAUUUUUACAAUUUUGAAAAAUACAAAAGCCAAAAAAAGACCUUGAAAGCAUGGAUUGAAAAGAAGCAUUCACUUUAAAGGGGUAUUUUCAACUACAAUAAUUUAAAUUUACUUUUAAAAAUUCCCUAGAUUUUUUUUCAAGGGUUUUUUUUCUUGUGAUAUUUAGAAGUGUUGUUGCAGCAGGAAGCAGAAGGUAGACUACAGUGACAUGCGUACGUUCCCCUUUAACCCGCUUCUGUUUGUGGAUCUGCCUUGCAAGCCAUCCUUACUCGUAGUGUCUGUUUUCUUGCCAACUCAGAGUAUGGAGAAAACGAUGCAGGUUUUGGUGGAUUAAAUCCCUCCUAUUUGGUUGAUAUGCUAAAUUUUUUAGAUCCUUAUUGCAGCUGUUGGCCAUUUGAACUAGAAUGGGGAAAAAUGCAGGUUGUAGCCUAUGCAUUUUAUUUUUAUGCUUUUGUUCCACCUGCUAAUGCUUCAUUUCAGAAAUCUGUGAACUAUUUAGUGUUUUGCAGAAUUUUGUGGCUCACUGAAACCCUCCAUAGGAACCAGAGCGGAGAGGAGUAACUUGCUUUAGAAAAAGAGAUAAGUGUGGUUUUUUUGGUGGUGAUUUUUUAAGCAUCUUUAUUUCUUCUGUUAAUUUGGAAUCAGGAAAAGGAAAAUAGAGGUUUUGGCUCACAAUUCAUGCUCACCUUCCCUGUAUUGGUGCCUUCCUUUAAAAUUUGCAGUUACUCUGCUGUUUAUCCCGUUGACAAUGAUCAGGCAAUGUCUUGCAGAACUUGCGUUUCUGCACUGGAGUUCUGCAGGAAUGUAGUAGCACGGUGGCAGUGGUGGUUUUGGCAUUCUUUGUGGUGCUGUGGAUACAGGUUUGGUUUGUAAAUUAAAGGCUGUGUCACUGUUGGAACAAUAGUUUUUUGGCUUUGCAAUAUGCUAUCCCAAUUUUAAGUUUUAUUGUAUUUUAAUACUUGAUUUGCAUGUUCAUUUUCUUACCAGCAGGUUUUUCCACUUGACAGUCUUAGUAAUGUGAAUAUCAGUUCAUGUACUUCUGUGUAAUUAUUUAUGACACAUCAAGAUUAACAUGUUAUGUUUAAAUGCUUCUCUAGUGCAAAGUAAGCCUAGGUAGUGAGUUGUGUUAGACAUAUCUGAUGCAUAUAGAUGUAUAUUGAGAUUAGAUCUGUCCAUGUAAUUCAUAAGAUAAAGGAGAACAGGAGGAUCUGGUCCACUGUUUAUAUUUUCCAUGCUUCUGAAAAGUGUCCUGCUGCAGUGUCAGUUACACUAGUCUUGAAUUGGAAUAUGAAUUCAAAACAUAAUUAUUGUCAUUUAUUUAAUAAAAUUUGUUGUUACCUCCUGUAUACGAUCAAAUCAUACCCAUUUCUACUGCAAACUUUAGGUAUUGUUUUAUACUGUACAUAACUAUGGAGAAGAAGGAGAAUUUUUUUUGUUGUAACAUACUUCAAAAAUGUGUAACUGGUGAAAGCGAUAAAUUUUAAGGUCACUCUUUGGUGUAUAAAAAAGCAUCUAAUGUAAGCGAUGCAGCUAGAAUGCCGUCAUUUACUGGCAGCAUAAGUUGUGCAGAAUAGCAUGUAUUUGGCAUAUUGAAGACUUACAGAAAUGAAUCUUUAAUAGCCAAGUCUCCUUUUGGUUCUGUUAGAUAAGAAUUAGUGCUAUGCCUGAUUUAAGUGACAGCAAUUUAGCCCUCAAUAAAACCUGAAAUAUAA
Molecule: messenger RNA, 4915 nt
Organism: Rhea pennata
Lineage: Eukaryota; Metazoa; Chordata; Aves; Rheiformes; Rheidae
Gene: PLRG1
Product: pleiotropic regulator 1
Exons: 15
Coding region: 71-1621 (516 amino acids)
Biological process (GO): mRNA splicing, via spliceosome
Cellular component (GO): Prp19 complex; precatalytic spliceosome; catalytic step 2 spliceosome
Molecular function (GO): protein binding
Source: RefSeq, a predicted model, not a curated record